Lindgomyces ingoldianus is the source of this 7978-nucleotide messenger RNA. Its product is annotated as reducing type I polyketide synthase. The coding region runs from base 1 to 7776 and encodes 2591 amino acids. The record is from RefSeq and is a predicted model, not a curated record. Gene Ontology annotation, molecular function: 3-oxoacyl-[acyl-carrier-protein] synthase activity; fatty acid synthase activity; oxidoreductase activity. The transcript has 6 exons. Lineage: Eukaryota; Fungi; Ascomycota; Dothideomycetes; Pleosporales; Lindgomycetaceae. Gene Ontology annotation, biological process: fatty acid biosynthetic process; secondary metabolite biosynthetic process.
AUGCUCCCUGAAUUUCCCGACACAUCUAUUAUCGGCAUGUCGUUCAAGUUUCCUCAAGGUGCCGAGGACCCUGACACGUUCUGGAAAACCCUUUUGGAUAGAAGAUGUACAGCUACCGAGUUCCCCAAAGAUCGGUUCAAUAUCGAUGCUUUCUGGAAUCAUGACUCUAAAAUGCCUAACCAUAUCAAGCCUCGAGAAGCACAUUUUCUCGAAGGCGAUGUUGCGAAGUUUGAUGCUGGCUUUUUCUCGAUGCCACCGCACGAAGUCGGCUCUAUGGACCCUCAACAACGAGGUCUGAUGGAAACGACAUAUCAUGCUUUAGAAAAUGCUGGCCUGACUCUGGAAGAUGUGUCAGGAUCCAAGACAUCUGUGCAUAUCGGAUGCUUCACCAACGACUGGGCUCACAUGCAAUUGCGGGAUACGCAAAACAUUCCAAAAUACAAUGCGAUCGGCUCUGCAGGAUCCAUUCUUGCAAAUAGACUAAGUUGGUUCUAUAACUUACAUGGCGAAAGCAUGUACAUCGACACGGCCUGCUCUAGUAGUCUUGUUGCAAUGGCUCUUGCAUGUCGAGGUUUAUCAUCAGGGAGCUCUGAUAUGGCGAUUGUGGGCGCCUCGAACCUCAUCCUCGGGCCCGAAUUCAACAUCGCACUUAGUAACCUGAACUUCCUCUCACCAUCCGGAAGAUGCAAAAGUUUCAGUGCUGACGGAGAUGGUUACGGCAGAGGCGAAGGAUUUACAACCCUAAUCCUCAAGCCGGUGUCCAAGGCGAUAACUGAUGGCAAUCCGAUAAGAGCUGUUAUCCGAUCCUUCGGUAUGAACCAAGACGGCUAUACCAGUGGAGGUAUCACCCAGCCCAGUAAAGAAAUGCAAGUGCAAUUGAUACGUGACACGUAUCAAAGGGCUGGCCUUAGCAUGGCUGACACUCGAUUUUUCGAAGCACAUGGCACUGGAACCGCAGUUGGCGACCCUAUCGAAGCCAGGGCUAUCGGCGAAUCAUUCCAGCAGUUUCGAAAAGAUGACGACCCUAUCUAUGUAGGCGCUUUCAAGUCCAAUUUCGGACAUCUUGAGGGGACUAGCGGACUUGCAAGUGUGGUGAAGACGGUCCUCUCUGUCGAACGAGGAAUGAUCCCACCAAACACAAACUUUACGACUCUCAAUCCCAACAUCGACGCAGAGUUCUUGAAGCUUAGUUUCCCAACGAGUUGCGUUCCAUGGCCCGCAGCAGAUGUUAAAAGAGCUUCCGUAAACGCUUUCGGAUUCGGAGGAUCGAACGCGCAUAUCGUCAUUGAAUCUGCUGAAGACUUCCUACGAAGCAUCGGCCAUCAGCAAAAUGUGCUCCCUCUAUCGCUUUUCAGUAAGAAAUCUCUAGCUGCUUUCCAAGAAGGGUCAAGGAUUGACAAUGCUGUAGCUAGGCUCGAUAUGGAUACUCUCAGCGAAGUAGGCCUCCGCGAUUCACGUCCCCAACUUCUUGUCCUUUCCGCAACAGACGAAGAUGGAAACGCCAGACAGGCUAAGUCCCUGGCAACAUUCUUCUCUCAAUAUACCUCAAGUAAAUAUGCACAACACAGCUUGCUUGAGGAUGUUCUGUCAACCUUGAAUACUCGUCGAACUUUACAUGUGUGGAAGUCGUACGCAGUCCUUAGGUCGCUCUUCGACUUUUCAACGCUUGAAAAUGCACUCUCAAAGCCAGUUCGCCGAGGCAAUGAGGCGAAUCACAGACUCGGGUUCAUAUUCACAGGACAAGGUGCACAAUGGCCAAGGAUGGGCAUCGAGUUGCUGGAUUGGCCAAUAGUCAAAACUAGUUUGGCUCGUUCCCAGCACUAUCUGCAAAUAUUCGGCUGCAAGUGGAAGCUAGUAGAUGAGAUCAGUGCUCCUCCAGAGUUAAGCAAGAUGAACGAACCCGAGUUCAGCCAAGUGAUCUCGACAGCUGUUCAAAUAGCCCUAGUUGAUAUUGCAGAAUACCUCGGUAUUCGUGCCACAGUAGCUGUAGGCCAUUCGUCUGGCGAGAUCGCUGCUGCGUAUUGUGUGGGGUUUUUGUCUCAUGAAUCCGCUAUCAGAGUCUCGUACUUUAGGGGCAUGUUGGCAUCAAAGCUUUCGAAAGAUGCUACUUCAGAACAUCAUGGUAUGGCCUCCGUUGGUAUUCUGGCUAAGGAUGCGCCUGGUGAACUGGCAAAGCUUGAAGCAAUGGAGCCAGGACGCUUCGAAGCAGCACGUAUUACUAUCAGCUGCAUCAACAGUCCCAGCAAUAUCACAAUAUCCGGACCCCAAAGAUACCUCGAUGUUGUCGUGGAGCAUUUCGCAAGCAAGAAUAUUUUUGCUAGGAAACUCAAAGUCGAUGUAGGAUACCACUCCCCACAAAUGCAGGCGGUGUCAGAGGAGUAUUUAGCGUCUCUGUCCAACUUGACGGCGAGAGAUAAGUUGGGUAAGACCCACAUGGUAUCUUCGACAAUCCCUGGUCGUGUUUCUCGGGAGACUGUUUGCUCUGGAGAAUACUGGGUUCGCAACAUGUUGUCCCCUGUACAGUUCGUUGACGCCAUGCAUCUUUGCACUUCCAUCUCUGAAAACUAUGAGAUAGUAAAGAAGAUUGAUCAAAGCCAUAACCUUGACGUUCAUGUACAAGGGUGGUUGGAGAUCGGUCCUCAUUCGGCAUUGAAAGGUCCUUCUCGAGAGAUAUCUAAGGCCCAAGGCGCUGGGGACGUCUUCUACACAUCUUUUCUUCAGCGAGGAAAGCCAGCAGAUAUGACUACUUUAGCUGCUAUUGGAGAGCUCCACUGCCGUAAUUUUCAUGUUACGCUCACAAAGAUUGCUGCAUUGAAUGCCGAACCCGAUCGUCAACCGCGUAUCAUAUUGGAUCUGCCAAAAUAUCCGUUCAAUCAUUCUACGAUCUAUUGGGACGAGCCUGCUAGGUCGAGUGCUUUCAGGCAUCGGCAUCACAGAUAUCAUCCGCUUUUAGGUGCACCUGCAAUGGACUGGAACCCUCUCGACGCGAAGUGGAUAUGGACCAUGAAAACGGAUGAGAUGCCAUGGGUUACCGACCAUCAAAUCAACGGCAACAUACUCUACCCCGCCUCUGGUAUGAUUGUAAUGGCGAUUGAAGCCAUAAAGCAGCUUCUGAAGGAUCACGCGGAACCGCUGGGUUUUGAGCUAUCAGAACUCUCAUUUUUGGCUCCGCUUGUCAUCGCAAAUUCCUCCGGAAGGACCGAAACUCAGCUGAGCAUGGUACCGAUAAGUAAUGCCGGAAGCAAAGACGCGCAAUUUAAGUUUCGUAUCUUUACCAUGCGUUCUAAUAGUACUUGGCAAGAGAUUUGCCAUGGAAAUAUUGAAGCCGACUAUGGACGCGUAGCUCAAAGCGUCUCUGCUCAGGCCGAAGAAAAGUUUAAGUUACUCGAAGCUCAGAUGGGUCACUAUUCUGCUUUGAAGUCUUGCCGGAAGACUAUCGGCGCUAGCGAUAUGUAUGAGAAAGUCGCCGCCAUGUCAGGGUUGCAGUAUGGUCCAACUUUCCAGCCUCUGUCAGAUAUUCACUAUGAUAUGGACGGAAGAGCCUACUCCAAGAUUCUUUCGUACACACCUUCCGCACCAAACCACUCUUACACUAUCCACCCCUCGACUUUGGAUGGCGUCUUCCAGUUAGCGAUCCCAUCUCUCAGCAAGGGCCUUACAGUCCCUUUACCUACAUUAGUACCUUCUCGGUUAACUCGGCUAUGGAUAUCAACACUUGGCGCUGGUCAUGGAGGACCAGAGGAAGAGAUUGCAAACAUUCAAGCGAAAUUUCUAAGCAGAAGGAGUGCUGAGGGCUCAUUCACGGUGUUUUCACAGUCUGAUUUAAGCCUCCGUGUGGCAGUAGACGAACUCGAGCUUACCGAACUAGCGCGUGAUGACAGCAGCGCAGAUAUGGAAGAAAACGGCAAUGCGUUAUGCUACGAAAUGGAAUGGAAGGCUGAUCAUUCCAUCCUAAGCCCCGCCGAAAUUUCGGAUUACUGCAUGCAGCAACGCAAGAGCUACGAGGAACCAGAGCAGUUUUACCAAGACAUCGAGCUUAUGCUAUUAAGUUUCGCUGCACAGACUUUGAAUGACAUGAAAGCAUCUGACCAAGAGCCGAUUCCUUCAAUGAUCGACUAUGCAAGAUGGCUGCAAUCAAGGAUUGAUUCAUAUUGCAUCUCGGAUGGGCAUGGAUCAAAUCUGUUGGGUCAUCUGGACCGACAUGCGUUGAUUCACAACACCGACACACUAGAAAAGCUCACCGAGAGCGUAGAGUCGCACUCAAGUCGAGGAAUGGUCAACGCAACUGUGGGUCGCAAUUUAAAAGGUAUUCUACUUGGUCAAGUAGAUCCUCUACAGCUCCUUUUCCAAGAUGACAAUUUCUUGCUCGAAUUCUAUGAAGAACUCAACACAGCUGGGAAAGCUUUUGACAUGCUCAAUGCAUACAUUGACUUAUUAGUUCACAAAGACUCCGGUUUAAAGUUUCUCGAGAUUGGCGCUGGUACAGGCGCGACUACCACAGGGGUCCUGAAUGUCCUCGAGCGACAGGAUUGUGGUACUCGCUAUUGGACGUACACCUUCACCGACAUAAGUGCUGCUUUCUUUUCCAAAGCACAAGAAAGAUUCAAUGCGUUCGGAGACCGUAUAGCUUACCGUGUCUUGGACAUUGAAGAGGACCCGGUAACUCAAGGAUUCCAUCCAGAAGAUCAGUUCGAUGUCAUCAUUGCAGCGCACGUUCUGCAUGCCACCGAAAACCUAAACACCACUCUUUCGAAUGUUCGAAAGCUUCUCAAGCCUAAUGGCAAGCUUAUCUUUACUGAGAUGACUACCCCCAACAAGAUAGAGACAGGCUUCAUCUUCGGCACGCUUCCUGGGUGGUGGCGCAGCGCCGAGCAAUGGCGCAAAGCGAAUGCCAGCGCUGUUUUCCUUGAAGAAAAAUGGGACACGCUCCUAAGGCAUUCUGGUUUCACUGGUACCGAAUACGUCUUCCGAGAUUGGGACUCUGAUCGGUGCCAUGGUUGGAGCAUCAUGAUAUCUUCCGCCAAUUUCGACGACGUCAAAGCAUUUUUGGUGAAUAAACAUUCGAGCUUCGAGAUGGAGACUGCAGAUAUUCUCAAGCAGUCAUUGGCGGAAGAUAUGGGCUUGGCGAAGAUCAUAACAUUUGACGAUGUCCCUCAGGUGGAAGACCUCCCAGCACGCCAUUGUUUGAUUCUUGGAGGGCUGGAGAAGGCGAUGCUUUCUGAAAUUGUACCAGAUGAUCUCAAAGCCCUUCAAAAAGUCCUCACUUCAUCGAAGAGUAUACUAUGGGCAAGCUGUGUCAACCCACCAUCUGCUACUGAACCUUCCCCGUACUGGGCUAUGACUGAAGGUCUUUGCAGAACCUGCCGGAGUGAAGACAUCAACAUACCAAUUGCUACAGUAAUCCUCGAGAGGCCUACGUGCGAAUCAGCUAGUAAAGCCGCCUCCCAAAUUGCCAAGGUGUUUACAGCCUUCCAGCAUGGCAUCACGACUGGGUUCGUAGAGCCAGAGUACAAAGAAUCGUCUGGUCGACUUUGCAUCAAUCGAUUGACUCAAGCGAAAUACCUUGACGAUCAUGUAUCCGCUCGGACUCAGAAGAAAGUCGUGACGCAAGAAUUCAAGAAGGAUAUGCCCAUUAAGCUCGACAUUAGAGUCCCAGGAUUUCUUGACACUUUACAAUGGGUAGACGACGAGAGUGUCUACGAACCUUUGGAGCCACAUCAAGUUGAAGUCAAAGUCCAGGCAAUCGGGGUCAACUUCAAAGAAUGCCUGAUCCUACUCGGACGAGUCAAGACUGAUAAGCUAGGUAGUGAAUGCGCUGGCUACGUACACAGAAUAGGUUCUGCAGUCUCCAGCGAGUAUGUCAAAGUUGGCGAUCGCGUAGCUCUUGGAUCCUUAGAGUCCUAUAGAAGCUUCAUUCCGGACAAUUUGUCUUUCGUAGACGCUGCAGCUAUUCCAACCGCGUUUUGCACAGCCUAUCACAGUCUCAUAAACGUUGCGCGCCUCCAGAAGAAUGAAUCGGUGCUGAUACAUGCUGCGGCCGGUGGCACAGGACAAGCCGCAGUUCAAGUUGCGCAGCAUGUUGGCGCGGAGAUUUUCGCAACCGUCGGAUCUGUUGAGAAAAAGAAUUUACUCAUGGAACAAUACGCAAUUCCAGAGGAUCAUAUAUUCUUUAGUAGAGAUUCAUCCUUUGCCGACGGUGUCAAACGCAUGACUCAAGGUCGAGGUGUGGACGUUGUCCUGAACUCUCUCUCUGGGAAGUUGCUCAUCGCUUCGUGGGAACUGAUAGCCAAUUUCGGACGAUUCAUUGAAAUCGGUAGGAGAGACAUAGAUUCUAGAGGACACCUUCCGAUGCACCCCUUCAUUAGAAACGCCACAUUCAAUGGCGUAGAUCUGGCGACUAUUGUGGAAAACCCGGAACAGAAAGACAAGUAUUGUUUGCAAGAGGUCUUUGACUUGGUGGAGCAGGGCGUCUUUCACGCUUCGUACCCUGUCCAGCCGUAUCCAAUAGAUCAGACUGAACAGGCAUUGCGAAUCCUUCAGAGUGGAAGGAGUAGCGGUAAGAUCGUCUUAGAGGUUACUGAGGGGGCUGUUGUUCCGCUCCAAGAAGGUCCAAAUUCUCGAUACCGUUUUUCAGAGAACGCUACAUAUGUGAUUGCUGGUGGUCUUGGAGGAAUCGGUCGCCAAAUUACUACCUGGAUGGCCAGGCGAGGUGUAAGGCAUAUCUUGGUUCUCUCGAGGAGUGGUCUCGGAACCAGUGAAGAGAAGCGCCGAGUCAUCGCCGACCUUGAAGCGAAAGGUGUGAACGUCCAAUAUGGUGUUUGCGACAUCAGUGAUCGCCAGGCGUUGGAAGACACUAUACAGAAGGCUUCCGCCACAAUGCCACCCAUCAAGGGCUGCUUUCAGGCAGCUAUGGUACUACGGGACCGACCUUUCGGAACAAUGUCUCAUGAGGAGUGGACCGAAAGCGUCAGACCCAAGGUUCAAGGGUCAUGGAACCUCCACGCCGUCCUUCCAUCCGGCAUGGAUUUCUUCGUCAUGCUUUCUUCCACAAGCGGCAUCUUUGGCAACGCAGGACAGAGCAACUACGCUGCUGGCAACACCUUCCAGGAUGCUCUAGCGCAAUAUCGGACUAUAUCGGGAGAGAAAGCAAUAGCUUUAGACCUCGGAAUGAUUCUCGGCGAAGGCUUCGUGGCCGAGAACAAAGAUAUCUACGCGAAGCUUCUUCGACUGAACUUGCUCCAACCACUCAGACAGGAAGAAAUCUUCGCCAUUUUUGACUUUUACUGCAAUCCGGACACUAUUAUUAACUCGGUCAAAGCCAGCCAGGUUACUACCGGCAUUGAGUUGCCUGCCAGUAUCCUCCGAAAUGGUCACAAGGUUCCGGAAGCGCUGCAAAGAAGCCUGUUUAGCUUAUUACACCAGAUUCAGCCGACUGGAGUUGAAGCUACAAUUGGGACAGCAAACACGCAAGAUUUCUCAGCCCUUCUUAAAGAAGCUACGACUAUCCAAGAGGCGGGGGUGAUCGUUGCCGAGGCGCUGAAGAACAAACUAUGCAAGAUUCUUGGUGUCGAGCCGGACGAGAGGUCGGUUAACGACCGCAUGGAAUCGUUUGGCGUGGAUUCGCUUCUCGCUCUCGAGCUGAGGAAUUGGCUAUUACGGGAUAUACGUGCGGACCUUGCAGUGUUCGAGAUUUUAGGGGAUUCAAAACUCGGUGAUAUUGGAUUACUAGCCGCGAGGAAGAGCUUGCUAUUACAAAAAGAGGGCAAAGAAGCAUAACAGCAGUCAGUGUAAAGACCAUUUGGUCUGCUUUUGGUCCUUUGGUAUAGCCAGCUCUGAUUUCGAUAAAAAGUAGUAGAAGUCGCAUGAUACCCGUGGACAUGCCCCUGACUCUACAGUGUUCAUCUUACGCAAGUUAAUGCAUGGGCUCUUAUCUUCAGGGACUUAGUCGGGAUUGGAGCUGCGGUUUUCAAGAAGGAAG